AUGGCCGGCGUGACGAACGAGCGCUACUGUACGGUGCUGCUGCAGCAAGUGACGGAAGAGAAGGCGGUGCCGCCGUCGCAGGAUGAGAUCCUCAAAGGCCUCGAGUCGCCCAAGGUCGAGCACAAGAUCCGCGCCGUGAAGAGCGCGAUCCUCGCGCUGUUGCAGGGCGAGCACUUCUCCAAAGUGUUGAUGCACAUUAUCCGCUUUUGCUCGACCCAGAGCGACCACACGCUCAAGAAACUGCUGAUGGUGUACUGGGAGAUCGCGCCUAAGUACGAACAGUCCCCCCAGCCCGCUGCGGGGACGGCUGCGGCCCCGCCCAAGCUCCUGCCGGAGAUGAUUCUCGUGUGCAAUGCCCUGUUGAACGACUUGAACCACCCAAACGAAUACAUUCGCGGCUGCAUGCUGCGUUUCCUGUGCAAAAUCAAGGAAAAAGACAUUCUCGAGCCGCUCAAGGACGCCGUGAAGAGCAAUCUCGAGCACCGCCACUCGUACGUGCGGAAGAACGCCGUCAUGACGGUGUAUACGAUGUACAAGACGUUCGGCGACGUGGUGAUCCCGGACGCUCCUGAGCUCAUUGAGCGCUUCAUUCUCAAUGAGAGUGACGCUGGCGCUCGACGCAAUGCGUUUCUGAUGCUGAAUGACUGCGCUCAGGACCGCGCGGUGACGUUUCUGAUGAACGCUAUGGACCAAGUGCCCAAGUUUGGCGAUGGCUUUUCACUCGUGAUCUUGGAGACGACACGCAAAGUGUGUCGUCAGGAUCCCGCUCAGAAGGCGCGCUUUGUGCGCUGUGUGUUCCAGCUGCUCAACUCGUCUUCGCCUGCGGUGAGCUAUGAGGCAGCGUGGACACUGGUGACGCUGUCUGCGGCGCCCACGGCCGUGCGCGCGGCUGCUAAGACCUACUGUGGACUGCUGAACUCGCAGAGUGAUAACAAUGUGAAGCUGAUUGUGCUCGAUCGACUUGCAGAUCUGAAGAAACACCACACGAAAGUGCUGCAAGAGAUUGUGAUGGAUAUCAUGCGCGCAUUGAGUUCGCCCAGUCUUGACAUUUGCAAGAAAGUGUUGGAGAUCGCAAUGGAUCUUGUCUCCGUGCGGAACAUUGAUGAAGUCGUGACGCACUUGAAGAGAGAGGUCGUCAAGACACAGGACAAGACCCGCGAAAAGGCCGGCGAGUACCGUCACCUGCUUAUCAAGGCCAUCCACGCAUGCGCUGUCAAGUUCCCGGAAGUCGCAAACGCUGUGGUGCACCUGCUGAUGGAGUUUCUCAACCAGCCAGAUGGUGCGAUGGAUGUCGUGCUCUUCGUGCGUGCAAUGUGCGAAAGCUACCCAGACCUUCGUGGGGGCAUUCUACAGAAGCUGAUGGUAUCCUUUAGCGACAUUUCGUUGGCCAAGGUGUAUCGAGUGGGGCUCUGGAUCCUAGGAGAAUAUGCUACUUUGCCUCCAGAGGACGGUACGGAGAGCGACACGUCGAUUCUCGAAGCUGCCAACACCAUUUUCGGUGCUAUCGGUAGUCUACCGUUGAUUACGGACGCGAUGCUGAAGGCGUCCACCGAAACUGCCGAAAAAAGCACAGAGGAUCCAACUGCUGCUGGUGCGGCUUAUUCGAAGCCUGUCACGAAGAGCGUUGUCCUGGCCGAUGGCACGUACGCGACCGAGACGUCUUAUGCUGCUCCUGCUGCAAAGUCAACGGUGACGGACGAGGAAGGCGUCCCAGGCUUGCGGCGUUUGCUGCUGAAUGGCGACUUUUUCCUUGGCGCAGCAGUAGCUUCCACGCUGACGAAGCUGUGUCUGCGUGUGUCCAACGGUGACCUUGCAAACGCCACUGCCCGCGAUGCUGUGAUAAAGAAGCUGGUUGUGGAUUCUACACGAUGCAUGUGUGCAAUUGUGGCAUAUGGCCAAUCUAAGGCGAGCAAGCACGAGAUUGACCAGGACUCUGCUCGCCGCAUCCUUAUGGGUGUGCGUGUGCUACUAGACCCCGCAAGUGCUCAGGCGACACACGCGAUCAUUACCGAAGAAUGUCGUGCUGCGUAUCGUAACCUUCUCGACGCCCAGAAGGCACAAGAGGCAGAAGCUGCGCGCUCUGCGGCAGGUGGUGCCAAUGGCGAGCCAGUGACUCACGCAGACGAUUUGAUCAACUUUCGACAGUUGCGCGGCAAGAAGGCUUUGGGCUCAACUGACAUCGACAUUGACGACGGCGCUGACAUCAACCGCGCCCUCGGUCAGCAGGGCAACGGUGCUGACAACGAAUAUGCUGGUGCGAUGCGACAUGUGCACCAAUUGACAGGUUUUGCGGACCCUGUGUACGCCGAGGCUUAUGUCACGGUUCAUGACUACGACAUUGUGCUGGAGAUUCUAGUGGUGAACCGCCUUCCCCAGACACUUACAAACCUAUCGGUGGACUUGUCUACUAUUGGCGACCUCAAGCUCGUGGAGCGCCCUCAGCCGCAAACCAUCGGGCCACUUGACCAGCGCACGAUCCGUGCCAACAUCAAGGUGAGCUCGACUGAAACGGGCCACAUCUUUGGUACUAUCGUGUACGACUCGGCAUCAGGUGCAGAGAAGACGUAUGUAAAUUUGAACGAUAUCCACCUGGACAUCAUGGACUACAUCAAGCCAGCCACGUGCACAGACAGCGCUUUUCGUGCCAUGUGGGCCGAAUUUGAGUGGGAGAAUAAGGUGGCUGUGCACACGGAGCUGUCGAGUGUGUUUGAGUUCCUGCAGCACGUUGUCGACAAGACGAACAUGCGCUGCAUGACGCCCACAGCAUCACUCGGUGGCGACACGAACUUCCUGGCUGCGAAUCUGUACGCCAAGAGUGUCUUCGGCGAAGACGCGCUUGUCAACCUCAGCGUCGAGAAGCAGGACAGUGGCCGUAUUGCUGGUUACAUUCGUAUCCGCAGCAAGACGCAAGGCAUUGCCCUCAGCCUAGGCGAUCGCAUCACCGCUGUGCAGCGCGGCAAGGAGGACCAGAGCAAGCGAAAGAAGUUUCUUGGUUAG
Hyaloperonospora brassicae is the source of this 2997-nucleotide messenger RNA. The record is from the annotation of a GenBank genome assembly. NCBI's taxonomy places the organism in Eukaryota, Oomycota, Peronosporomycetes, Peronosporales, Peronosporaceae.